Messenger RNA from Corticium candelabrum, 1227 nucleotides. RefSeq lists its product as uncharacterized. The record is from RefSeq and is a predicted model, not a curated record. Bases 74 to 1009 code for a protein of 311 amino acids. NCBI's taxonomy places the organism in Eukaryota, Metazoa, Porifera, Homoscleromorpha, Homosclerophorida, Plakinidae. The transcript has 7 exons.
CGACGCUCAACUAUCCAACGACAAUCCUCGAUGUUUGGAACAAUCGAGUUUAGUAAUUGAUCAGUGGGCGGCGAUGGCAGUCGUGCGGCUUCUGUUUGGUGUAGGUUCUUUCUUAUUUGGAAUUCUAGCUCACUCGGCUGCGAGUGAACUUUCUGAGCGAGUGCUUCCUGGUGACAUGAUCAUCAAGCAUGUCAGAGUUGACACAACUGAGGUCUUGAAAGAGUCGUACAUGGCAAACUUGAGCGAUUCUCGGGCGGAUACUUGCGUUAGAGCCGUCGGAUCGACGGAUGAUGAAACGCACAUGAGCAUCGGUAUCGUUCUCGCUAGUUGUCUGGAUGUCUCUAGAGUUAGAGUCGAUGUGGAGAGCGAUGAUCAGAAAGUGUUGAAGAAGGUGAAAGUCGAGAUGCGCAAACUGUGCGGCCAUUUGUCAAAUAUUUUGAGUUGUAAUCGGGACGGAAUGGCUUCUGAAGGAUUUCUUGACUACACGUGCGGAUUAUCUUGCAAGAGAGUGACAGUGUUGAUACCGAUUGGUGUAACCGUUUGUCGGCUGACUGUCUACAGAAAGCGUACAUCUGAAUCAAGUACUAAUUUGACUGGCACAAUAGCUGAAACAUGUAGUGCAUUAUUGGCACUCGUUGUCUUUGUUAUGUUUUUCGUUUUCUGCUUUAUGAGAUAUAAACAUUUUUCUGUACGAAACAAUCAACCAAAGUUUGAUAACUCCUCUGCUUCGGACACGUCUGAAACACUUUCUACGAGACAAGGCGUGGAAAUUUUGACCUCCAGCAGGCUUUACGGCAUGUUUUCCAAUAGAAAAGGUUUGCAGACCAAGCCUGUAUAUGCUGCUGUAGAAGAUCGUACGGAAGUGUUGGAAUCUGCAGAGGCUGCGUUGCGUGAUACUUUGACAGCAAACACAGCUUACUCACAACCCAACGCAGUUCAGGAACAACAGACCGAAGAGGAGGAGACAGAAUUUACAGAUCCUACCUACGAAAUUCUUCAGUCUGUCUGACAGAAGCAUUGCUUCGCGCUUGAACUUUAACGAAAACUUUUCUUAACCUAAACUCUUCUCCCGAAAGAGAUUCAGUGGUCCUUUCUUGUACAUAUAGUUGUCGACUAUUUAACUAACAUUGCUGAUAAAAUAGAGCCAUUUGCUGCAACCAAACGUUAAGUUUAGAACUGUUCUUGUGGGAAAUAGAUUUAUUGCAUACGAGUAAUUGGGAAAUAGUA